Molecule: messenger RNA, 2343 nt
Organism: Cladocopium goreaui
Lineage: Eukaryota; Dinophyceae; Suessiales; Symbiodiniaceae
Source: the annotation of a GenBank genome assembly
AUGCAUCCCUACCACCACGCUGCCACGGUGCAAUAUGGCCAGCCGCAGCAGCGGCAAACGUACAUCCAUUCCGUGGCCGGACAGCCCGUCCAGAUGCAGCAGCCAAUGCAACCAAUGCAACCACAGAUUCAAGGUUACCGCGCACCUGCCAGUGGCCUCGCGCCUUCGGGAGCACAGUACACCUUCUACGGGGCAUCCAAUGUGCCGGCGACACCGAACCCCGCCAUGUGGCAACCAGGGAUGAUGCCGCCCUCAAGAAGCUUUCCUGGUCUGGCGGCACAUCCCUUGCCCCCGGAGCACAGCAUUGGGCCCAGCGAAGCAGGCGCCGCGGCCGUGACUGCGGUGCCGGAAGCGCAGGAGGAGUCGAGCAGUGAAUACGAAUCCGACUCCGACGCCUCCGCCGCGGCCUCGCCCAGCGCGCCUGCGGAGGCCUCGCACACGGCCUCGCCAGAGUCGCCGGCAGGAGAGGAUGGAGAGGCUGCAGUUACGGGCGUCCCACCUCCAACCUCGGCGGGCGAGUUGGAUGCAGGUGUGAUUGCUGGCAUGCCACCGUCCAUGACCAUUUCCCAAGUGCCCUCCGUACAGUCUGAGCGGCAAGAGAAGGACUCCUUCACCAACGUCAACUACCAGACCCAUGACCCUCGCGCGCCCGUCAAGGAGGAUGUCAAUUUGCAGACGCGUAUCGAUGCCAAGUUGAUCAACGAGGCUCCCGUGUUACCUACACGUUCCAAGAUCACCACGGAUGAGCACUUGGAUCAGGUGCUGUUCCCCCGCGGCUUCCGCGUGGACCGCACGCUGCCCUCCAAGCGCAAGGGCCUGUCGCCGGGGGCGCUGGGCAAAGGUGCCUUCGGCGUGGUCUACAAGGGUUUCAAACGCGAUGGUGAGGAGGUGGCCUUGAAGGUCUCUGAAAAUGCCACUGCCACGCAGCCCAUGCUGGAUCAGGAGAUCAAUAUCUUGAAGAUGUUGGACCAUCCAAGCAUUGUGAAAUUCUAUGACGCCUUUGUUGACAAGGAGAGUGACUGGAUGAUCAUCGCUAUGGAGCUGGUCUCCGGUGGCGAUCUCCUAUCUUCACUGACCGGUGAACCCCAAGUCUACGAGGAGCGCGGCGCUGGUCCUUCCACGGAAGGCUUCUUUAGCCUCAGCGCCAAGAAUAUUGAUGGGCAAGAGAUCGCGUUUUCAUCCCUACGGCGGCCGGUGCUGGUAACGAACGUGGAACUGAACAAAGAGGUCGCUGGAUUGACGAUCAUGGCAUUUCCAUGCAACCAAUUUGGAGCGCAAGAGCCAGGCACUGCAUCUGAGAUCAAGAGCUUUGUGAAGGAGCAGGGCGCAUCUGUGGAUGAUCCUGAUUCAGGAUUUCUUCUCAUGGAGAAGGUGGAGGUGAAUGGUCCGGGCACACAUCCCGUGUACGCCUUCUUGAAAUCCUCCAGCCACGCUGCUGACAUCAAGUGGAACUUCGCUUCUUACUUCCUGGUGACCCGCUCCGGCGCCGUCCAGCACCUGCCUGGUGGCCGCAACGGACCUGCCAGCAUGCGCGGCGCCAUCGAUGAGGCGUUGGUGCGGCCGAUGGUCUUUCACAUCGCCUGUGCCCUAGCACAUGCCCACGAGUUGGGUGUGGUGCAUCGAGAUUUAAAGCCCGAGAACAUCCUCCUACGACAGGGCGAUCGCUUUCCCAAGGUAGCUGACUUUGGCUUAUCUCGAUCUUUGAGGGCAUCGGAAGUGGCCAUGACAGUGGCGGGUACACCGACCUACAUGGCCCCCGAGAUUCAGGAUCCCAGGCUCCCGUAUGACUUCCCAGCGGACGUGUACUCUCUGGGCUGCAUUCUUACUGACAUGAUGGACAAAGCCUUUUGCUGCAGCUGGUAUGCCAAAGCGAUGCAGGGAAACCACGAAAAGAUGCGGAAACGCUGGCCGGAAGGCUGUGUACCACAUCACUUUAGCCGUGAAUUAAAAGAAAUGCAAGGUAAGAUGAUCGGUCAAGCUCCUGGACUUCGUCCAAGCUGCUACCAGAUCUGCAAGGACCUCUUGUCUUUGGCUGAUGAGAAGGUGUUGCCCAAUGCCUUGUGGCAGGAGCGGCCGAAGCUGCCAACGGGGCCACCGCUACAGAAGAUGCUGAGUCCGGAACUGGCGGCAGACAUCGCAGGGCGAGGCGGCUAUGGGGUUGGCGUGAAUGUCAUGGUGCUGGUGAAUGGCCAGUGGCUCCCUGGAAAGGCGCAGCGAGAUGCACAACAAAUGGCGGCCAUGUUUGGGAUGUUGGAAAGUUCCAUGGCAAUACUGUCAACCCUGGAUUUUUAUAAACCCCGUUUACGGCUGUUGAAUUGGGAGGGUACCAUAAAAAAGUAUUAG